CGAUAGAGCUGAGCUUAAAGUCCGCGCAAACCUUUACAAAACGCGAAGAUGUCUACCAACGAUAAGUACCAGAGUCCCUUGACCUCCCGCUAUGCCUCCAAGGAGAUGUCCGAGUUGUUCUCGAACGCGACUCGUUUCGGUACUUGGCGUAAGCUCUGGCUUAACCUUGCCACUGCUGAGAAGCAGUUGGGUUUGAGCCAGAUCACCGAUGAAGCCCUCGAGCAGAUGAAGGCCAACUUGGUGUUGAACGAGGAGGACUUCAAGGUUGCUGCUGCUGAGGAGAAGCGUGUUCGUCACGAUGUCAUGGCCCACGUUCACGCCUUCGGAAAGAACGCCCCCGCCGCCGCCGGUAUCAUUCACCUCGGUGCCACCUCUUGCUACGUUACCGACAACGCCGACCUUAUCUUCCUCCGUGACGGUUGCGACAUUUUGAUCGAAAAGCUCGUCAACGUCAUUGACCGUCUUUCCAAGUUCGCCCUCGAGCAGAAGGACGUCCCCACUCUUGGAUGGACUCACUUCCAGCCCGCUCAGCUCACCACCGUUGGUAAGCGUGCUACCUUGUGGUUGCAGGAGCUCCUCUGGGACUUGCGUAACAUCGCCCGUGCCCGUGACGACCUUGGUUUCCGUGGUGUCAAGGGUACCACCGGUACCCAGGCCUCUUUCUUGGCCCUCUUCGACGGUGACCACGACAAGGUCGAGGAGCUCGACCAACUCGUCACCGAGCUCUCCGGCUUCAAGCACGCCUACCCUGUCACCGGUCAGACCUACUCCCGCAAGAUCGACAUCGACGUCGUCGCUCCCCUCGCUUCCCUCGGUGCCACCGCCCACAAGAUCGCUACUGACAUCCGUCUCCUUGCUAACUUGAAGGAGGUCGAGGAGCCCUUUGAGAAGGACCAGAUUGGUUCCUCCGCUAUGGCUUACAAGCGUAACCCCAUGCGUUCCGAGCGUGUCUGCUCCCUCGCCCGUCACUUGAUGACCCUCGUCAACAACACCACCAUGACCGCCUCCGUCCAGUGGUUCGAGCGUACCCUCGAUGACUCCGCUAACCGUCGUGUCACCAUCCCCGAGGCUUUCCUUACUGCCGACAUUAUCCUCUCUACCCUCCUGAACAUCACCUCCGGUAUGGUCGUAUACCCUGCUAUCGUCGCGAAGCACGUCGCCGCCGAGCUCCCCUUCAUGGCCACCGAGAACAUCAUCAUGGCUAUGGUCCGUCACGGAGGUGACCGUCAGGUCUGCCACGAGAAGAUCCGUGUCCUCUCCCAUCAGGCCGCCGCUGUCGUCAAGCAGGAGGGAGGUGACAACGACCUCAUCGAGCGUGUUAAGAACGACGAGUACUUUGCCCCGAUUCACGCCGAGCUCGACACAUUGUUGGAUGCCCGUACUUUCGUCGGUCGUGCGCCCGAGCAGGCCCAGAAGUUUGUUGAGAAGGAUGUUGCGAACGCCUUGGCUCCUUACAAGGCCUUGAUCACCUCGGAGAAUACUGAGUUGUCUGUGUAA
Saitoella complicata NRRL Y-17804 is the source of this 1497-nucleotide messenger RNA. Its product is annotated as putative adenylosuccinate lyase. The transcript is spliced from 2 exons. Gene Ontology annotation, biological process: 'de novo' AMP biosynthetic process. Bases 49 to 1497 code for a protein of 482 amino acids. Gene Ontology annotation, molecular function: N6-(1,2-dicarboxyethyl)AMP AMP-lyase (fumarate-forming) activity; (S)-2-(5-amino-1-(5-phospho-D-ribosyl)imidazole-4-carboxamido) succinate lyase (fumarate-forming) activity. Lineage: Eukaryota; Fungi; Ascomycota; Saitoellomycetes; Saitoellales; Saitoellaceae. The record is from RefSeq and is a predicted model, not a curated record. Gene Ontology annotation, cellular component: cytosol.